UUCUUUCUAAUCAAAAAUUCAAAAAUCAAAACACCGAAAAUAAGUAGUUUUGAACUUCGAAAACUUUAUUUGAAAUUUGAUGUGAAAAUGAUUGUUUUUGGUGAAAACUGAAAAUUAGCCAAUUGGACUCUCAAUUGUUUGUUAUUAAUUUGUUUAUUCACUGAACCAUGUUGAAAGAUAUUCCUAGUUGAAAUUGAAAUCCAUCGCCAUGGAGACAAUCAACCGUGAGUCAACUCGUAUCAAGGAAGUUGGCAAGAAAAGAGUUCUGGACGAUGCUACACGAAGUCGUAGGCUGAGAAAAGCUCUAGAAGCUUUGGAAGUUGACAACUACCAUGACGAUCCUCAUGCAGAUUUGGUUAUGAGUAAAAAAGUUCCAAAAUUCAGCGACUCGUUUGAAACACGAAGUGGUCGAAAGAAAAAAGGCAAAGGUCCAGAUUAUUACAAACAGAAGUAUCGUAAAACGUUUCCACAAUUACUGGAGGAAGAACGACAUAUGCAUCCAGAUCCACCGAAUUACGAUUCAGCAGAAGCAGCCCCUUCUGGAUUCCCUCCUCGUCAUUUUUGCGCCGUUUGUGGAUUUUUCAGCAAUUAUACGUGCGUUUGUUGCGGCGCCAGAUAUUGUAGCGUUAAAUGUCUGGGCGUACAUAUGGAUACCAGAUGCCAAAAAUGGACCGCGUAAUGAGAAGUUUUUUAAUGUUGUGAUAAUUAUUUUCUAUAUAUUGUACAUAACUUAAUAUUUUAUACUGAAGUAUAUUUUUUUUCGUUACAAUAUAA
Messenger RNA from Planococcus citri (citrus mealybug), 774 nucleotides. Its product is annotated as zinc finger HIT domain-containing protein 1. NCBI's taxonomy places the organism in Eukaryota, Metazoa, Arthropoda, Insecta, Hemiptera, Pseudococcidae. Gene Ontology annotation, cellular component: Swr1 complex. Gene Ontology annotation, molecular function: nucleosome binding. Bases 209 to 679 code for a protein of 156 amino acids. The record is from RefSeq and is a predicted model, not a curated record. Gene Ontology annotation, biological process: chromatin remodeling. The transcript is spliced from 4 exons.